AUCAGAACCUAAUUUAGUAUUUAUUCGAAAUACGCAUAAGUAUUCUUGCAACGGGACGUUUUUGAUUUAAAGAGUUAUAAUUGUUUCGGAUCUAGUUAAUUUUUAUUCAAUAAAAUGUCACAACUGAAGGAAAUAGACGUACUUAGAAAAAUUUCGUUUCUAUCGGUUUUAUCACACAAACAUGAAGAAAAGAGAAAAUCUCUACCGCCUUCAAUAUGGAAAGAACCAAAAGACGAUUUUCAUUUAGUUCAUAUCACAAUGUUCCUGUUAGGAUUCAUGAGCCUAAUGCCAAUGACAUUUUUUUCAGUUGCCAAUGAUUAUUGGUUGUUCAAAUUCAGAAACAGUACGAUGGAUUCAGAAACGUCAAACGGCGAAGACAGAACAAACCUUCAACAAUAUUUUCAGUCUAUAACGAUAAUCGUCCAAACUGUGCCAUCGGCAAUUUUAUCUGCGUUGACUAUGACUUACUCGAAAUAUAUCACAGAAAGAACAAUUGGUUCGUUGAUUAGUCUGGCGAUAGUUUUCGCUGUGUUCGUCAUUUUUGCCAAAAUAAAUACAGACGCUUGGCAGACUGGAUUUUUUAUUUUGAGCAUGAUACUUUUAUUUAUCAAUAGUGUUUUUCUAUCAGCUUUCCAAUCAUCUUCAUUACUACUAGUAGCCAAACUACCUCAAGACUAUUUAAUGUACUAUAUGAUCGGCCAAAAUGGUACAGUCUUAACGACAUUAUUACAAAUCGUCUCACUAACAGUAACAACUUCAAGUUCGACCACUGGAUUAAUGUAUUUCAUAGCAGGAACAAUUUUCAUACUGAUAACAUUGAUAUUAUUAGUUUUAAUGAUUCGGACUGAAGUGUUUAAAUAUUAUGUGACCGAAACUGAUGAUGAAUCUGACAAUGCCACGUUUUCCGAUAUGAAAGAGUUGAUGAAAGAAAUAUGGCCUUGUCAAUUAUUGACGUGUUUUUUAAUUUUUAAUAUUUGUUUGAUCAGCCCAUCGUUGACGACAUUGGUCGAGCCUCAGAAAGGACAAAAUUAUGAUUUAUGGACAUCUAAAUAUUUUAUACCUGUGACCGUUUUCCUGAUAAACGACGUGUUUUGCAUCGUUGGAAAACUUUUAACAAGGAAAAUUGUAGUUACGAAAUCCAACCAAUGGUGGCACAUCAGCUUUACACUUAUCUUCACAUUUAUUGAAAUACCGUUUUAUUUCCUUUGCAAUGCCCAGCCUAGAACUUUGCCCGUGAUAUUCCAUCAAGAUUGGCAAUUUAUAGUAAUGAACAUAUUAAAUGCAUUGUAUAGUGGAUAUGUAAUCAACCUCUCGUUUAUGAGUCUAAAAACAUUAUCUGGUGGCCAGGAAAAUGCAGCUUUCUCAAUAAUUAAUGUCACAGCUUCUGUCCUGGGUAUGGUAUUUUGCGCAAAUGGACUUAUUGGGGUGAAAUUAUUAAAUAUCUAGGCCAGAUCAAUAAUAAGUAAUAAAUCAAAAGAAAUUGGAGAUAAUCUUCAGAGGAGACAAAAAAAAGAUUUGAG
Messenger RNA from Psylliodes chrysocephalus, 1520 nucleotides. NCBI's taxonomy places the organism in Eukaryota, Metazoa, Arthropoda, Insecta, Coleoptera, Chrysomelidae. The record is from the annotation of a GenBank genome assembly.